Molecule: messenger RNA, 1696 nt
Organism: Capsella rubella
Lineage: Eukaryota; Viridiplantae; Streptophyta; Magnoliopsida; Brassicales; Brassicaceae
Product: beta-glucosidase 10
Exons: 13
Coding region: 38-1555 (505 amino acids)
Biological process (GO): carbohydrate metabolic process
Molecular function (GO): beta-glucosidase activity
Source: RefSeq, a predicted model, not a curated record
CUCACUCAGACCACAGAAGCAAAAAUAAAUAAAAAAGAUGAAACCUUUAUCUCUGUUUUUGGUAUCUCUGGUCAUCGUCUUGACGACAACAAGCUACGUUGAUUCCUUUACCAGAAGCAAUUUUCCAGAUGAUUUCCUCUUCGGAGCCGCCUCUUCUGCUUAUCAGUGGGAAGGAGCUGUUAAUGAAGAUGGAAGAACUCCUAGCAUCUGGGAUACUUUCGCACACUCUUCCAAUAGAGGUAAUGGAGAUAUAACAUCUGAUGGGUAUCAUAAAUACAAGGAAGAUGUUAAGCUGAUGGCAGAGAUGGGUUUAGAAUCAUUCAGAUUCUCUAUCUCCUGGUCUAGACUAAUUCCUAAUGGAAGAGGACUCAUUAACCCAAAAGGCCUAUUGUUUUACAAGAACCUCAUCAAAGAACUAAAAACUCAUGGAAUCGAACCACACGUUACGAUUUACCACUAUGAUCAUCCUCAGUCUCUUGAAGAUGAGUACGGAGGAUGGCUCAACGGCAAAAUCAUAGAAGACUUCACUGCUUAUGCAGAUGUAUGCUUCAGAGAGUUUGGGGAGGAUGUGAAGUUAUGGACUACAAUAAACGAAGCUACUAUAUUCGCCAUUGGUUCUUAUGGCCAAGGAAUCACGCCGCCUGGACGUUGUUCUCCUAAUGCAUGUUCUAAGGGAAAUUCUUCUACAGAACCAUACAUUGUUGGCCAUAACAUUUUGUUAGCUCAUGCCUCUGCUUCGAAAUUGUAUAGACUAAAGUACAAGAGCAAACAGAGAGGAUCCAUAGGGCUAAGUAUAUAUACAUUCGGGUUAUCUCCUUAUACAAACUCCAAGGAUGAUGAAAUCGCAACUCAAAGAGCUAAAGCUUUCUUCUAUGGCUGGAUGUUGAAGCCUUUGGUAUAUGGAGACUAUCCAGAUGAAAUGAAGAGAACAGUGGGAUCAAGACUACCAGUUUUCUCAAAGGAAGAGUCAGAGCAAGUUAAAGGAUCAUCUGACUUCAUAGGAAUUAUCCACUACACGACAUUCCUCGUCACAAACCGACCCUCUCCUUCUAUCUUUCCCAUGGAGGACGAAGGCUUCUAUAAAGACAUGGGCGUAUAUAUGAUCACCACUGCGAAUUCUUCAUUUUUUCUGUGGGAAGCUACUCCAUGGGGCCUUGAAGGUGUUCUUAAGUCUAUAAAAGAUAGCUAUAACAAUCCUCCAAUCUACAUUCUUGAAAAUGGCAUGCCGAUGGAACACGAUUCGUUGAUGCUACAAGACACACGAAGAAUAGAAUACAUUCAAGCUUACAUUGGUGCUGUGCUCAAGGCCAUCAAGAAUGGAUCGGACAUGAGAGGUUACUUUGUAUGGUCGAUGGUUGAUAUGUAUGAGUUACUGAGUGCGUAUACGACCAGCUUUGGAAUGUACUAUGUGAAUUUCAGCGAUCCUAGUCGCAAGAGGUCUCCAAAGCUCUCUGCUUCUUGGUACACUGGUUUUCUCAAUGGUACAAUUGAUGUUGCCUCUCAAGAUACUACAAUUCAGUUGAAGAGGAACACUUCCGGCUACUCUUCAGUGUAAUGUAUUUAACCAAAUGUAGCUUUUGAGGCCAACAAGAUUUGCAUAGAUUCUUAAAAGAUAGUAAAAUAGAUAACGAGAAUACUCGAACACAUGAUAUUUUCUGUCUUAUAUAUAUCGUUGAAUAAAACCGCAUACAAACUU